CUCUUCAUCCCUCCGCAUUCCACCCCCCCACACCGAUUUUCCCAUCUCUCUUCCGAUUGUGUCUUGUUCCAUGGAGCGCGAAAUCCAUCGCCGAGGUUUAGUCGCGCAUGCCCCUCCUCCAGGUUACUUUGUUCGCCUGGAAUAUCGGAGAGCUAAAGACGACCUUCUCUUGAAGAAGAGCUCUAGCAAGAAAAUGCGGCGGUGGCUUUGUUGUACUUGUCAAGUUGAAGAAUCUUACCCUACCAACGAUGAUGAGGUACUUAAAAGCCCGAGGAACCCUGUACAUGGGCAUCAAAAAAGUUCAAAGUCGUCUGCUCCUGUUAAACCUGAAGUGCAAAAGGCAGCACCACCUAUUGAGGUUCCUGCUUUGUCAUUGGAUGAGCUAAAAGAAAAGACUGAUAAUUUCGGAUCAAAGUCAUUGAUUGGUGAAGGAUCUUAUGGAAGAGUAUAUUAUGCUAACUUAAAUAGUGGAAAAGCUGUGUCUGUCAAAAAGCUUGAUGCUUCAUCUGAGGCCGGGUCAAAUGUUGAGUUUCUGACGCAGGUUUCCAUGGUAUCAAGGUUGAGGCACGAAAAUCUUGUUGAGUUGCUUGGUUACUGUGUUGAAGGGAAUCUUCGUGUGCUUGCAUAUGAGUUCGCAACCAUGGGAUCACUACAUGAUGUACUUCAUGGAAGAAAAGGAGUUCAAGGUGCGCAACCAGGCCCUGUCCUAGACUGGAUGCAGCGAGUGAAAAUUGCUGUUGAUGCAGCAAGGGGAUUGGAAUAUUUGCAUGAGAAGGUUCAGCCUUCUAUAAUCCAUAGGGAUAUUAGGUCCAGCAAUGUGCUUCUGUUUGAAGACUUCAAAGCCAAAAUUGCAGAUUUUAAUCUGUCAAAUCAGGCACCUGACAUGGCUGCCCGUCUUCAUUCCACCAGAGUUUUGGGAACCUUCGGCUAUCACGCUCCAGAGUAUGCAAUGACUGGACAAUUGACACAGAAAAGUGACGUGUAUAGCUUUGGAGUUGUUCUUCUAGAGCUUUUAACUGGGAGGAAACCUGUGGAUCAUACCAUGCCUCGUGGACAGCAGAGUCUUGUUACCUGGGCAACUCCAAGAUUGAGCGAAGACAAAGUUAAACAGUGUGUAGAUCCAAGGCUUAGUGGAGAUUAUCCUCCAAAGGGACUUGCCAAGUUGGCAGCUGUUGCUGCCUUGUGUGUGCAAUAUGAAGCGGAGUUUCGGCCCAAUAUGAGCAUCGUUGUCAAGGCUUUGCAGCCUCUGCUGAAGGCUGCAGCACCUGCUCCACAGACUUGAGCGAAACGAAUUCGAAAUCCUUCUGCAACGCAAUAUCAUCCUAUGCAUAGUUUGCUCCAUGUUCUCUGGCACAUGUGAUGAGUUUUUUUUUCCCACUUCUCGGAGUUAUUAUGGGAGGAGUUGUUCUCGGACGGGAGAUUGUAUCUAGAGGAUGCGAGGGGUCCAUGCGAUGCAGCUGCUAACUCAGUCAGUGCUGGCAUAAGACCCAGUUAGUUUUUCUUUUUUUGUCUAAGCUGUCUUUAUGGACAUAUCUUCUAUUCUUUUUAAGUAAAA
Rhodamnia argentea is the source of this 1555-nucleotide messenger RNA. RefSeq names its product PTI1-like tyrosine-protein kinase 3. Gene Ontology annotation, molecular function: protein tyrosine kinase activity; ATP binding. Lineage: Eukaryota; Viridiplantae; Streptophyta; Magnoliopsida; Myrtales; Myrtaceae. The record is from RefSeq and is a predicted model, not a curated record. Bases 71 to 1282 code for a protein of 403 amino acids. The transcript has 8 exons. Gene Ontology annotation, biological process: protein phosphorylation.